Messenger RNA from Arachis stenosperma, 1098 nucleotides. RefSeq names its product protein PLASTID REDOX INSENSITIVE 2, chloroplastic-like. The coding region runs from base 85 to 639 and encodes 184 amino acids. The transcript is spliced from 3 exons. Gene Ontology annotation, biological process: regulation of gene expression. The record is from RefSeq and is a predicted model, not a curated record. NCBI's taxonomy places the organism in Eukaryota, Viridiplantae, Streptophyta, Magnoliopsida, Fabales, Fabaceae.
GAAAAACAGUGAGUCGAGUCUCAAGACAUUUGAGCUUAGGAAAAAGAAACCAGAGAUAAAGCUUUGUUCUUUAGAAUUUAGACCAUGGCUUUCACUACUGCUACGUGUCUUGCACCUUUCUUCCCUCCUCCUCCUUCUUUUUCUUCUUCUUCUUCGUUCCCAUCGUUGCGUUCGUUAUGCUUCUUCACAAGUGGCACCACACCCAGAAGCAACCAACGUUUCUCGUUUCCUUCUGCAAACGAAAAGUUCGCAACUUUACCACGUUCAUCCCCUAAUAGGCUCACCACCCGCUUUUCUGAGUACAAAUUCCCCGACCCUAUUCCAGAAUUUGCAGAUGCCGAGACAGAGAAGUUCAGAAAUCACCUUCUGCAGAAGCUUUCAAAGCCUUCAAAGAAAGACACGUAUGGAGAAUCGGUUGAAGAAGUUGUGGGAGUAUGCACCGAGAUUUUUAGCACGUUCUUACAUUCUGAGUAUGGAGGUCCGGGGACUCUCUUGGUCGUUCCAUUCAUUGACAUGGCUGAUGCCGUAAGCGAACGGGGGCUGCCGGGUGGACCACAAGCUGCACGUGCCGCUGUAAAAUGGGCCCAAAGUAAUGUUGACAAAGACUGGAGGGAAUGGAAUGGCGGUGAUAGCAACUAAGAGGGUACCUCUUCAUGUAUGUUAAUCAAUUACUUAGUUCUCUAACAACUGAGUUUGAGAUGCUUAUGUUGUAGGAGCUAAAUAAGCAGUUUUGAUAUUUUAUUUUUCUCCCAGACUCAAGAUGGACCUCAAAAAACAAGACAGCAGAUAGUAUUUGUGGAAUGAUUGUAGGGAAAUUCUAUGCAAGAGGGCAUGAAGCUUUUGAUAUAUCUAUUAGGAAAUAUAUUACUUUUGACCAGGAAAAAAAAUAUCGCUAGAAGAAGGGCUUGAACCUUCGACCUUGUGGUUAACAGCCACACGCUCUAACCAACUGAGCUACUCCAGCUAUAUAUGCAAAAAUAAUAUUUUUUAUUUUUUAAAUUCUAGAUCAGGCAGAGUUAUUCCCAUAGAGAUAGAUAUACUUUGAUCAACUGUACUACUACGCCACCAUGGAAAUAGAAGUGUUUCAAGAUUACUUUG